This is a messenger RNA of Camelina sativa (false flax), 835 nucleotides long. Its product is annotated as putative histone H2A.5. Gene Ontology annotation, molecular function: protein heterodimerization activity; DNA binding; structural constituent of chromatin. Gene Ontology annotation, cellular component: nucleosome. The record is from RefSeq and is a predicted model, not a curated record. Lineage: Eukaryota; Viridiplantae; Streptophyta; Magnoliopsida; Brassicales; Brassicaceae.
CGAUGGGUCUCCUUAUUUCACGCAAAUCAUAAACCGCCACCAAACCGAAAAAGAAAGGAAAAAAAAAAUAGAUCCAUUUGUGAGGAAUCUUUUGAGCUUUCAACAAUGGAGUCAGCAGCAGCAGCAGCAACGACGAAGCCAACGAGAGGAGCCGGAGGAAGAAAAGGUGGUGAUCGGAAGAAGAGUGUUACGAAAUCCGUCAAAGCUGGUCUUCAAUUUCCCGUUGGUCGUAUCGCUCGUUACUUGAAGAAAGGUCGUUAUGCUAUCAGAUACGGCUCCGGUGCUCCUGUUUACCUCGCCGCUGUUCUCGAAUAUCUCGCCGCCGAGGUUCUGGAGCUAGCUGGGAACGCAGCGAGGGAUAAUAAGAAGAACAGGAUAAACCCUAGGCAUCUUUGUUUAGCGAUAAGGAACGAUGAAGAGUUGGGGAAAUUGCUUCAAGGAGUUACGAUUGCUAGCGGAGGUGUUCUUCCCAACAUAAAUCCAGUUCUUCUUCCUAAGAAAUCUCCAUCUCAGGCUGAGAAAGCUUCACCUGCUUCCAAGUCUCCUAAGAAGGCUUGAUUAAAAAUAAAAUAUGAUCUCGAUGUUGCUUUUGUUGGGUUUAUAAUCGGAUAUCGAGGACGAAGAAACAUCUUGCUUUUGUUUGUUUGUUUUGGUUUUAGUAGGGGUAUCGUGUAGGUUUCUGAAAUCAAUCUCCUCUUUGUUUUGGGUUGUCUAUGUAGAAAAACCAUGAGAAGAUUGAUUUAGUGUUUACGCAAUUUGUAAUGGAAAAUAACUACUUUCUGGGUUUAGCAAACAUCAUCCUCAUCCGUCUAAUAAAUUGCUCUUGUUUCGUACA